AUACCAUGUGCCCAAUUUUCUGAAUAUAGACUUUUUCUUCAAAAUUGGGAAAACUAAGAAUAGAAGUACUUGUUUUCACGGUUGGAUAGUCUUUUUUGUAACCGCCCAAGAUGUUCAAUCUUCUAAGGAAUGGUCCAAAUUAAUACUGACAUGCUUUUUGAUAAACGCCCCACCUGACCUUUCCCCCCCUCCGAAUCAGGUAAUGCUCACUAUUUGGAGGCUGUCUUCCCGAACCGCCAAUCCUUUUCUCCUUUCCACCCCUUAGUCUGGUUGUCUUUCCAAGUCUCCGGCUCCUGGUCACCUUCACUCCUGGACAAAAAAACUAGACUCCUUUACCCAAUCGUCCAUCAAUCAACAGACGCCAGUCUAAGGUCUAUCACUGGCAAUCCCACUCUUAGUCUUACCCCCUAAAGACCCGGCGCGUGUCAUCGCCCGUUUUGCCCGUGCUCCCCAAGGAGUCAAGGCUCAUCGUCACCAUGAGGCAUGUUUCUUGGCCAAUUCCAUUGCGCGCUCUCCCAUAAAAGUUAAUACGCCUGUCAUGGCCCCAGACUGGGCUUCUCCGCCGGCUCCUGGCGCCUUAUCGUCGGCCACUGUUGCGUCCGCCGUCUCCCAUCAACCAGACUAUCAAGGGACUGGUGACACUGGCGGUUGGCCAAGUCCUCCUCCCUCCGCAUCCUCCACAACCGCUCCUCCUCAUCCUCCCUUUCCGGUCACUUCUCCUACGACCACCUCCCCCGUGCGCAGGAAGCCGCUGCCCCAGAAUGCGGCCGCUGUAAUAACCCCUCGCCGGUCCGAGUCCUCUUCCAGUGCCUCCUUCCCCGAAGGCGUAUCGCCUGCAGAUCCUCCAUUCCCUGUCACGAGCGUUUCUGACGUGCAGAACCAUUCUCGCUCCGCUUUGUCCCAAUCGUCCGUCUCCGUUCCCGCGGAGGACCCCUCUCUCUUUGUGCCCAGGGAUCUAGAUAGACUUCCCCAUGCUAGACAGCCCGCGCCUCCUCUUCGCAUAGACACAUCCGCCUCAUACAUAGAUUCGCCGGACAGCGACGUGGGCGUUGACGCGGACUACGGCUCCCAAUUCGCGAAUGGGGGGCCAGUGCAUAGUCGUCUCGUUAGCGAACCGUUUAUCCCAGUACUCAAGUCGCCCUUAAUAAUGCAGAAACGGGCUACGACAAUGCCCUUACAAUAUCCUUCUCAUCGACCCCCUCCGCUCCAUAUCGAUUCGAGCGGACGUUCUACGUCCGGCGUUGUAGACGCUAAAAUUCCAAAAACUCCCGGCCGCAAAAUUAGCUCAUUCUUUGGCUGGCGAGGCGCCGUUGCGACGUCACCUGGCGCAGAAUCAUCGAGUACUGAAAUCUCAGAUCUUGGUAAUUCUCCGCUCCCAUCCCCAAUGCCUCCUUCCCUACCCAGUGCGGUGACGCCGUCCACGACGGUGCCAUUCGAUGCCUCCAAGGGGUUUCCACCGCGCAAUCCGUCCUUGAGUAGUGCAAGUAUUCUGGAGACAGGACCUUCCACGGCGCAUGUGGCUGAGCUCGAAAAUGAACUCCGGGAAAUCAGUUCUGAGUUGGCUGGCUCCAUACGGCGGGAGAUGGAGUUGGAGGACUUGGUUGAAAGACUUCAAUCAGAAUUGCCUUUGGACAAUGGAAACCGACGUACCAGUGACUAUUUUUCUGAUUCGGGUACCAGCUCCAUUCGCCUUGUGUACGAUGGGCGGAUCGACGAUGUUGAAAAAUAUCGGCGGGCAUCGGAGCAGGAACGGGCUCAGUUGAAAGUAGAUUUAACGCAGAAAUGGCAGGAAGAGCGGGCUCGCCGCGCAGCGGCAGAUUCACAUGUCCAAAUAUUGGAAUCACAAGUACAUCAGCUCCGACGAGAGAGAGUUGACCUCUCCGAUCUGUCUUCUCGGACAAAGGAACUCGAGGGUGCUCUGGAAGCUACUCGCAGAAAAUUGGCGGAAGAGCGGCAGAUCAAAGAUAAUUUUGAAGACUUGCUCACAGCCAUGCGAGUAGAGCUGGAGCAGAUUCGAAAUGAGCGCGAUCACCUUCGUGAUCACAUGGUUCCCGAAUUAAAGAGUAGCGCAGCAUCUAUAUCGGAUGCCUCAGAGGUUCAGCGAUUAUUGGAAGAGCUUGAAGCCCUGAAGAUCGAGAAUGCUGCGCUAUCACAACUGCAAGGUGGCCGAUUUGCUACCAUAUCAGAGGAUAGUGAAACUCCCAAGAGAAACUCUGCAGUGGGAUUGUCGCGCUCCAGCUCAUUGGCUCGGAUGCAUUCGAAACCUACCGUACGAACAGGACUGUCCCGUUCCAACUCUCUGUCGCAAUCAAGCCCAGGCACUCCCAAGGGGGGUGACGCCCGGGAAUCCAUGGCGGAUCGCAUGGAGAGUGUUGAAGCACAGCGCGAUGCACUUCACCACGCCCUUCGGCGUUUGCUCGACCGUCAAGCUUACGAAGCUCGGGAAUACGAGAAGCGUAUCCGACUCAUGGAGCUAGAGGUUGCUCACGCACAACAAUUAGGAUCUCCACGCAAAAUUGGUUACGAGAGAGAAGUCCGCAGCCUGAGAGAGGAAGUCAAUCAUCUCCGGCAACGCGCCGAAGAUGCGUUGGAUCAGAAAUGGCAGUGCGAAAAGGGAUUGGCAGGGCUCAAGAUGGACCUUGACCGUGCUGAGCAGGAGACAACGUCCCUUCGGGUGUUACUGCAAGAACACGAUAUUACCAUUCCGGAGGGCCUAGGAGCUGACCAAGAGGGCUUUGCUGAGGUUCUAGCCACCUCCUCAUCAUUAGAAUCUGCAUAUAAGCAGCUCCAGGCUGAGCGGGAGCAAGCUGAAGCAAGCGCCGCUCAGUCACCUCUGGAAGAACAUGGCCAGCUAGCAGCCUCGGUCAGUCGAACGGAAAGCCUUUCGCAGCAUGUGCAGAAUCAGCUUGAGAGGAACAAUGCAUUGCGCAGCCGUUUGGCAGACGCUAUCGGCAAAGGUGAAAAAGAGCAACAGGUUUCUGCGGUUCGGAUCAAUGAAAUGCAGGCACGUCUCAAGGAGCUGGAAGACACCCUUUUGAUAGCUCAGCAACAUGCUGAGGACGAAAUGGCUCGGCACGAAGACGAGAUUCAACAGCUGAAUGAAAGCCAUAAUGCUCAGUUGUUGCGGAUGAAGAACGGUGCUCGUAGCCCCGCCGGCUUGUCCCCCAUGCCUCCUUCGUCGCCCUUCGUUGCACGGUCGCCUCGCUUAGACAAGACCACUAGUGGCGAUGGAAUUUCGCUGAACCAGGCUGUAAAGCCGGAGGCCUUGGAGCGGCGGGUGAAAGAGCUCGAAAGACUUCUCCGCGACGCCGAUAUGGAGAUGGGGGAGGUAGUUAGCCGCAUGAACCGUGCGCAGAUCGAAGUGGCUGAACUCCAGUCUGACCGAGACGAGGCACUUCGCCAAACUCGGAAACUCCAGGCCGAGAUUCAGGCUGAGCGGGAUGCCUUCAAGGCCCUACAGGGCUGAUCUACCUCCAGACUAUGUUACGUUAUUAAUCUUGUAUAUAUACUGACGAUUGUGGCCCCUGGCGCUUGGUGUCGGUGUUCCGGUGUUACACAGAGUCGCGAUUAUUGUUUUGGAGGCGCAUGGUAGCGCCUAGUUCGUGAUGCUUUUCUUUGGCCCAAGACCACCACUACUUGGGCGCUGUGCAUAUUGACGACAUUUGUAUAUGGUCGAUUUUGAAUCCACACGGGACGUGGACAUGUAUAUAUCAUGAUCACGAUGUGAUCAAAUUUAAUACACAUAUAGAUAGAGAGGGGGAAAGGGCGACCAAGAGUAAUACAUGCAUGCAAUUGAUCUUAUCCCUUCCGCGUGUUUGCUUGGUUUGCUCACUUUCUCUUCUUGAUCUGUCCUCCAAGGAAUGCACAUGUCUCAGACAUUCAACAACUAU
Aspergillus pseudonomiae is the source of this 3890-nucleotide messenger RNA. RefSeq lists its product as uncharacterized. The coding region runs from base 539 to 3466 and encodes 975 amino acids. Lineage: Eukaryota; Fungi; Ascomycota; Eurotiomycetes; Eurotiales; Aspergillaceae. The record is from RefSeq and is a predicted model, not a curated record. The transcript is spliced from 5 exons.